AUGGGCGACCCGGCUCCCCUGUGCAAGGGCUGGCAGAGAGUCAGUCUGCGCAAGGUCAACACGGAGCAUCCCCUCCACCGCCCGGACCGUCCUCAUCGCGACUUCUUCUCGACCGACGUGCUUCCAGUCAUUCCCGGCGAGGUUUACGUCGUCGAUGCCGAGCUCUGGCCUACCAACGUCGUCGUGCGGCCGGGUGAGGUCAUCGCACUAGAGGUCAGCAGUGGUGAUACGCAAGGAUCUGGGUUCUUUACUCAUCAAUCUCACGAGAGAACGCCUGAGAUCAUGGGUGGUGAUAAUUACAUUCACUUUAGCUCUCGGUAUACCAACUGGGUGACUCUGCCAAUCAUCCCACCUAAAUAA
Molecule: messenger RNA, 360 nt
Organism: Fusarium vanettenii 77-13-4
Lineage: Eukaryota; Fungi; Ascomycota; Sordariomycetes; Hypocreales; Nectriaceae
Exons: 2
Coding region: 1-360 (119 amino acids)
Molecular function (GO): dipeptidyl-peptidase activity
Source: RefSeq, a predicted model, not a curated record